Aspergillus steynii IBT 23096 is the source of this 2910-nucleotide messenger RNA. RefSeq lists its product as uncharacterized. The coding region runs from base 81 to 2666 and encodes 861 amino acids. The record is from RefSeq and is a predicted model, not a curated record. Gene Ontology annotation, molecular function: DNA binding. NCBI's taxonomy places the organism in Eukaryota, Fungi, Ascomycota, Eurotiomycetes, Eurotiales, Aspergillaceae. The transcript is spliced from 2 exons.
CCUGUCAAUAUACAAGUGGAUCUUAUACAUACUAUUUACUCCGUACACUCCACCACCACUGACUACGCCUGUCGUUCAAGAUGAUGGGAUAUGGGGGGCAUCCUUUUGCCCAGCAGCGGCAAUCGCAACAGUCUUCUCAUCCGCAGCAUCAACAGCACCAGCUGCAAUCGCCGUCCAUGGGCGCUGCUCAUCCCCACCAUGGCAGCGGUAUCGCCAACAACAGUUCCCUGCUGCGCGGUCAAUCGCAGACGACGGACCUGACGGCUGCUAAUUCUCCCGACAUUCGCAAGCUGACGCCCUCGUCGGCCCCGUUAGUCGGUCUACCGCCGGGUGGCAAUUUCAGUCCCUUCCCGAGUCAUUAUCAGCCGCAAGGCUCGGCGGACCUGCUGCAGCGGAAUACCGAAACUGUCGGCCAGCUGAAGGAUCCCUAUCUAUCGCUGCAAAGCCUGCAGAGGAACAUGAACCCCAUGGCCGCCAAUUUCCGCCCGCACCCCGCUGCCAUGGGCGCCCAGGCGGGUUUGUCGCCACACGCGCAUGCCAUGACCAUCUCGUCGCCGCAGCAGUCUCUGGAGCGCAUGCAACAACAGCACCUGCAGCACCGCCAGUCGACGCAUUCGCAUCCGUCGGCCUCCACCUCGGCGGGCGCGUCGCCCAUGAUGGCCGCUAGUCAGCCUCAGCAGCAGCAACCGCAGCAGCAGUACCACCAACAGCAGCCGCAGUAUCAGCAGGCGCAAUCGCAUCAUCAAUACCAGCAUGCCCAAUACCAGCAGGCGCAGCAAUCUCCCUACCAACAGGCACAGGCCCACGCGUCUCCGUAUCAGCAGGCGCAGCAGUCCCCGUACCAGCAAGUGCAGCAAACCUAUCAGCAGCAGCAGCAAGCGCAUGCACAGGCUCAGCAGCAGCAGCAGGCCCAGCAACAGCAACAAGCUCAGCAAGCACAGCAGCAGCAAGCCCAACAAGCUCAGCAAGCACAACAAUCGCAGGCGCAGCAGCAUUCGUUCCAGCAACAACAGCAUCCCCGCUAUCAGCAGCAGCAAGCGCAACGGUCCCCGUACCAAUCGCAGCCUCAGCAGCCGCAACAGCCGGCGCAUCAACAGCAUCAGUUCCAGCAGCACACGUUCCAAGCGCGGCAAUAUCAACAACCACAGACGCAAUUCCACCAGCAGUCACAUCAGCCGCCACACUCGAUAUUGGCUCAGCAACAGCCCCAUCGGCCGCAGUCGUCCACGCCGUCAACGGUGGGCCCAAUCGACCUCAUAUCGGCCGACAACAACAAUGACACCACCGCUGCGACGUCAAACCCCAAUAUCGCUGCCCCUGCUCCUGCCGGUCCGGCGGCUCCUGCGGCCAAGAAGCGACCGAAACAGCCUGUCAAACCCACCGCAUCGCCCGCGGCGAAUCCCAUCCAGAUCAACGGGCAAGUGCAUCAACAACCUAUGUACCUCCCCGAGGGCCAGCCGGUCGAACAACAGCAACAACCCGCCGGGGCACCCGGCGAGAAUUCUUCUGCGACGGGGACUCCCAGCAAGAAGCGUGGGCGACCACGCAAAUCCGGGGUUCCUGGCGAAGAGAACACCAAGCCGGCCAAACCCCGGAAGCCGAAGCAAUCCGCCGCCGCCAACGCUGCCAACGCUGCCAACAACGCCGUGCCCGGCCUCCCCGAAUCUGCAGUGCCCACCUUGCCAGGGUCGAUGCCCCCCGGCGCUCCUGGCGCCCUUGCUGGAGCGCCCGGUGGUGAUCCUCAUGCACCAGGCUCUGCCACCUCGUCUGCACCCAAGCCUCCGCCACCCAUGAUCACCAACCCCGACGGCAGCGUGGUCCCGAUGAAGCGACGCCGCGGACGACCUCGCAAGUCCGAGAUGGAUCCCAACGCUCCUCCCAAGCCGAAGGCUCCGCGGAAGCCGUCAUCCAAGCCGACCGGGACGGGGCGACCUCGUGGUCGUCCUCGCAAGGCGGAUAUCGCUGCUCGUGCCGCUCAUGCUGAAGCCGAGGCGCAGGCAAAGGCUCAGGGUCUGCCGCCGCCUCCACCGCUGCAGUUGCCGCCACACCAGCCGAAAAAGCCAAAGACACAACAGCAACAGCCGCAACAGCAACAGCCCGCUCAGCCGCAACAACCUCAGCAGCAGCAGCAGCAGCAGCAGACACCCCAGCCUCAGCCUCAAGCUCAACCCCAGGCACCGACUCCCGUGCAGCCUCAGCCUCAGGCACACCCGCCCAGCGCGGUGUCUCACGGCCAAGUGCAUCACCACAACCAACUGGCCCACGCCCACAACCAGCUGCCGCAGAGCCAACUCUCCCAGUCCCACCUCCAGCACCAAAUGCCGCAGACCCAGAUGCAGGCGGCGGCGGCGGCGCGCGUCCAGCCUCAAGCCCAGCCCCAGAUGCACAUGCAGCACCCUCACGCCCACCACGCCCACGGCCACCUCCAACAACCCCAACCCCAUCAGAUCCCCAUGCCGCCGCAAUCCCAGCCCCAGAUGCAGGUCCAUCCUCAACCUCCGCGCCACGCCCAACCGCCUCUUCACCACCCCCAGGCGCACGCGCACGCCCUGCCCCAUCCCCACGGCGUCGACCCGCUGGGCCUGAACCCGGGCCAGAAGCGCGGCCCGUCCUCGGUCGACGACGACCCGCGGAAACGGGCGUACAUGAUGCCUCAGCAUAUGUAGUUGCGUUGCAUUUUCACUUGCAUGUUGCAUUUGCAUUUUCGACUCUUCCUCUGCCUUGUCGAUGUCCAUGUCCCCUCUUCUGUUCUCACCCAUCAUCCAUUUUCCUUUCCUACAUGUCUUCAUCCUUCCGGCUCUACUAUCGAUAUCUCUUUCGUUUGCAAAUGACCUAAUCUGUCCGAGGACUUUUUGUUCCCUUAAUCUGUUCAUCUUAAGUUGAAGGUACAUGUUACGACCUGUCUUGUCU